This is a messenger RNA of Triticum dicoccoides, 1203 nucleotides long. RefSeq lists its product as uncharacterized. NCBI's taxonomy places the organism in Eukaryota, Viridiplantae, Streptophyta, Magnoliopsida, Poales, Poaceae. The transcript has 4 exons. The record is from RefSeq and is a predicted model, not a curated record. Bases 1 to 957 code for a protein of 318 amino acids.
AUGGAGUACAGUAGGUGUUAUUUUGGUAAAGAGCUGGCACUAGAGAAGAUGUUUGGGAAGUAUAGUGAGAGCUUCGGUCUUCUUUACUCGUUCAAAGCUGAAGUUGAGAGAACAUCACCAGGCAGUGUAGUUGAAAUUGACAAGCACACUGUAGAGUACACAGUGAGAGGAAAGAAAAUGUACAAGGGGUGCUUCAAAAGAGCUCUUGUGUGUUUCAAGGCAUGUCAGAGAGGUUUCUUGGAGGGGUGCAUGCCUUACCUUGUUGUGGAUGCAACUGCACUGAAUGGAUUGGAGACAGUUGUUGAUGAUGUCUUUGCUGGAGUAGAGCAUAGGGAGUGCAUGAGACAUUUGGCUCAGAACUUCAGCAAGUUCAAAGACACCGCCAACGCGCGCGUUCGACUUCGAUCACGCCACUCCAGAGACCAGAGUUUAGCAAUGGCGGCCGGGCGAGCGUGUGCUCUUAGCGCGGUGCUUGUGGUGGUGGUGGCGCCGCUCCUCCUGGCCGGCGUGGCGGACGCCGACUGCUUCGACUACUGCUUCAAGGACUGCAUCGCCAAGGACAAGAACAUGAUCGGCUACUGCAACUACGCCUGCGACAAGACCUGCUACACGGGCGCGCCCCAGCGGCCCUUGGCGGCGGCUGCCGCCCCCGGCGACAUGGGAUGCCAGCUCUCCUGCGCCAGGACUUCCUGCCACCGUCUUGAUCCAGACCGCGAGGCCGCUGAGGCCUGCUUCGGGCAGUGCUAUGACGGCUGCAAGACCAAGACUCUGCCGAGGCCUCUCCGCGCCGGCGCCGGGAUGCCCACCACGUUAGGCCCGGUGGUCGCCGACCUUCCUUCAUCCGAGCCGGACCCGGAUGAUGCGGUCCGUGCGUCGUCAGAGGCGCCCGAACAUCAGGCGAUGGGGCCACGUACACCGUUUUCGGAGAUCCACGCUGCUCCUCCGGCGUCUGCGUAACAAGAAUACCUCGGCGUACGGCCGUGACAGUUAGCAUUGGCCGACCAAUCGAUAUGUAAGCGCGAUCACCAGGUGCGGAGGGAUUAGCGCAUGGACCAAAAAGCCGCGUGCUAAUGGGUGUACACGUAUUAUUUGUAACACUGCUGAAUGAAGUGUCUUAGGCUACUUGUAACGGGAAGUUCUCUGUAUCAAUAUAGUGUACGGGUUUGUUAAACUCAGCUAACGGAGAUUAAAUUCAGUGGGCCA